AUGGUUUUAGCUCAGCGUCAAAAAGAGGAGCUCAACAGAGCUAUUGCCGAUUAUUUAUUUGCUAAUGGAUACGUCAAAGCUCUGAAUGCCUUCAGAGAAGAGUCGCAACUGGCAGGAGAAAAUGACCGAAAAUAUGACGGCCUACUAGAGAAAAAGUGGACUUCCGUCAUCAGGCUUCAGAAAAAGGUCAUGGAUUUAGAAGCUAAGCUUAACGAGGCUGAGAAGGAGUUUCAGUCUAUGCAAAAUGCUAUUGGUUUUGGUGUAGCAGGUGCUGCACCUGGAAGUGGUCUUUCAGACAGGAGUGAUCGACGUGAUGUUGAUGCUAUUCCAAGACCUCCAGCUAAGUUUACACUUACAGGUCAUCGUUCUCCGAUAACUCGUGUACUCUUUCAUCCACACUACAAUGUUUUUGUUUCGGCAAGUGAAGAUGCCUCAAUCAAAGUUUGGGAUUAUGAAACUGGAGAGUUUGAGCAUACCUUAAAGGGCCAUACAGAUUCCGUGCAAGACGUAGCCUUUGAUCCAUCAGGAAAGUUUUUGGCUUCAUGCUCCGCCGACAUGCAAGUUAAAUUAUGGGAUUUUACAAUCUAUCAGUGCAUCAAAACUCUGACUGGUCAUGAUCAUAAUGUAUCCAGUGUAGCGUUUCUACCUUCUGGUGACUUCUUAGUCAGUGCAAGUAGAGAUAAAACGAUUAAAAUGUGGGAAGUAUCUACAGGAUAUUGUACGAAGACUUUCAUCGGUCAUACUGAGUGGAUCCGAUCAGUUCGCCCAAGUCCAGAGGGGAAUCUUUUGGCCAGCUGUUCCAAUGAUCAUACUAUUCGGAUCUGGUCUGUAGAAUCGCGCGAAUGUCAAGUUGUACUACGUGGUCAUGAACACGUAGUUGAAUGUAUUGCUUGGGCUUCUCAUCCACAAAGUAUAUUAGCAAUAAAUAGUUCUGAUGGUGGCGAUUCUACUAAUUUUACUAAUGAUGGAUUUGUCAAUGCCACAACAAAUGGAAUUUCUACAGACUUAAAUUCUUUACCUUCGAGUAUGAAUUCAUCUUUGUUACUUGUAUCGGGUUCACGCGAUAGGACUAUUCGUUUUUGGGAUGUAAAUAUUGGUAUUUGCUUGUUUGUUCUCAUCGGUCAUGAUAAUUGGGUUAGACAACUUGUAUUUCACCCUCACGGUAGACUUUUAUUGUCUGCCUCUGACGACAAGACAAUUCGAGUUUGGGAUUUGAAAAAUAGGCGAUGUCACAAAACAUUAAAUGCCCAUUCACAUUUCGUUACCUCUUUAGAUGUUAAUCGUUUAGCUCCUUAUGCUAUAACGGGUAGUGUUGAUCAAACAAUUCAUAUUUGGGAUUGUCGAUAA
Messenger RNA from Schistosoma rodhaini, 1347 nucleotides. NCBI's taxonomy places the organism in Eukaryota, Metazoa, Platyhelminthes, Trematoda, Strigeidida, Schistosomatidae. The record is from the annotation of a GenBank genome assembly.